Messenger RNA from Aplysia californica (California sea hare), 4418 nucleotides. RefSeq names its product limbic system-associated membrane protein. The record is from RefSeq and is a predicted model, not a curated record. Gene Ontology annotation, cellular component: neuron projection. The coding region runs from base 584 to 2035 and encodes 483 amino acids. The transcript is spliced from 12 exons. NCBI's taxonomy places the organism in Eukaryota, Metazoa, Mollusca, Gastropoda, Aplysiida, Aplysiidae.
CGGCCCCGGCAGCGCGCAUUGCGUUCUUCUCCUCCACUCACAAGAGAGCUUUUCUUGAGCGCGUGUUUGCGACUUGUUGCUCUCUCUCUUUGAUCCGUUGGGAGAAAACAGAGGGGACACACGGACACUUCCCUUUUCAUAGGUCAGAAUCUUUUCUCGGUCUUUGCUCAGCUCACACCCAUGCUCGCAUGUCAGCAGGCGCGUGUAAACUAUUUUUAAUCCGUAAGGCGCACACUUUUCCUUAACCUUUCACAGAGGAUUAGCCUAAAAAUAGCAUACUUAGAGAAUACUUUUAUUUUGUUUCUGAUUGAGAUGAAAUGAAUAAAGUAAAGUUUACUAUUUUCCUAUUUUUUUGGAAUGAUUAAAACCUAUGAAAUAGAGUAUUAUCCAUACGUAAAACAGACAUACAUUACUUGUGAAGGAGAUAUGUGUUUCAUGGGAAAGAAGAAAAAGAAGUAGAAGAAAGCUGAAAAGUUACCUCGUACUCACACCGAGGUCAAACGUUCAGACGUCAGGGCUGUGCAGCGCGGUGGCACUUCAUACUACGUGUGUUGGAAGGAACAACGUGAGCUGUCAUUUCGCCAUGAGUCCGUGGAUUAAAUCCUACCUCCUGCUUUUUCUGUCCCCGCUGUAUACAGUCUUGACCUCCUUGGAGUAUGAGCCGAAGUUUGACCGUCCGAUGGUGAAUGUCACAGUAAAGGAAAAGAACACUGCCAUCUUGCCGUGUAGCGUCAACUUUUUAGGAUCUCACGAGGUAGUGUGGACGGACCAGUUUUCUACACUGCUCACUUACCAAGACCGCAGGAUCAUUGAUGAUGAAAGACUGAGUGUGGAACGUCCAUACACAAGAGACUGGAACCUGCACAUCCGUGACGUCAGAUACAGUGACCAGGGCAUCUAUAACUGUCAGAUUAACACCACACCAGUCAAAAUCAAAACCAUCAAUUUGGUUGUUCUAGGGAGACAUACCAGCACUACCACUAUGGCCCCUACAGAAGCCACACACAGUCAGGAUGUUUUUAUAGUAACUAAGAGCACCUCUCCACAGAAGGUGGAAAGCGCGACACAGGAUGCUCUUGCGAAAGUGCCAGCCAAAAUCCUAGAGCACCUGUCCUCAACUGAUACCACCGUGCGUGAGGGGGACACCGUUACCCUCAUCUGCAACGUCACAGGUACUCCCCACCCUGAGGUCACGUGGUACAGGAAGCACGGCAGGGGGGAGGAGAAACAGAGUGAGUUGUGCCCCGGCAAUGAUAAAGUGGGAGUGAAUGGCGAGGUACUCAUCAUCCACAACGUGACACGGUAUUGUGGCGGGGACUACGAAUGUGUAGCUUUCAACGGCGUGCCACCAGCUGUCAGUAAAAUCGUGGAGGUCUUUGUGGAGUUCGCCCCUGAGAUCUACCUGCCUAACAAGAAAAUGCGUCAGGAGAAAGGCAAGGAUACCAUCUUGGAGUGUACCGUGACAGCUUUUCCUCACGCAGUCACCUUGUGGCAGAAGGACGGGGUUCAAAUCACAACAUCAACUCUUAAAUACAGGGUUGAAGUGUAUGACGAGGAUGCGAACCAGCUGACCCUAAGUCUUCGGGUCUUCAACAUUGAAGAGUCUGACUUCGGCGCCUACACGUGUGUGUCUUCCAACACCCUGGGGGAAGACCAAGAGACGAUGUAUCUCUCAGAGCACGUUCGGGCAACAGUAACCACCAAAAAGCCUAGCACGUCCACCCAGAACCUGUACAUCCCCGCUACGUCACACCAGAAGCUGAUCGUCUCUCGCAGACCGCCAGUGGCCCGACCCUCCGCCACCCUCGCCUCUGGCCAAAGUCUCGAGGGCUUGCCUAUGGAGAACACCCACGACAGACAACCCACUCGGAGACCUGUGUACGAACCAUCCUACAGGGGCAGGGACGAUACCAAUAAAAGGAUUUUAGCAACAAAGAAGAAGGAAAAUGCAUCAACUCGGCCCGGAAGUGUCUCCUUUACCUCCCAGACUCUCGCAAGCAUCUUACUGGCCGUGUUGCUCUCAGUCAUGUUAUGACCUGCCACUUGGGACUAUAGGCUGCACAGAAACCAACGAGGCCACAACGUUCUCAGAACAUAAUAUACAAAGUCCCACAAUACUGGCUUAGUUGUAGUGGACUUAAAUGCUCACCAAGACAAAGCUGCAUUUUUUAGUAGAAAUGCGAGAAUGGGAAGUAAUGGUUUCCACAUUAUUAUACGUUUGUAAACGUUUAUGGGUAAUAUCUACGUGAGGCUGGGAUCGAAAAAAACCCAAACAAUCUGUGCUUGUUGACUUCUACUCUGCUUACAAAAUGGUGUGCUUCGGUAAUUUUAAAUACUGCAAGAGGGCCUUUGUCAAAACUCGGUCGUUUGAAUUAGAACAACACUGUCUGGCACACCAAGUAAUCGUUGUAUACUAUGUUUUAGGCUCUAUAGCAGAUGUAAGGCAUUCGUAUCUGAACAUGUGACCAGUAGAAUGUUUUAUUGCAUAAUUAGAAAAUACAUAAUAUUGAGUAAUUGAUAAAUGGAUGUAUUCGCUUUUUUAAAGUUCUUUUUGGGGGAUCCAAGUUUGUAUUGGAAUGCAAACUUGCUCGAUACAUUCUGUUGACAAGAUUCGUUCCAGGCAGAUCAGCAUGGUAAUCUGUGAAAUCUGUCACAACCUUCAUCUCAUUCCAGAUCUUAGAAAUACUCUCCGAGAUUUGAAAAAAAAACAACUUAAAAAAGCAAAACAAACCCAACAAACUACAAACCUGACCCAUUAGGGUAUAAUGUAUAAAAUGCAGAAUUAAAAAAAAUCGUUAGUGAAUUUCCUAAAUCUACAUACUCCCAAAUAACGAGGUGAAAACAGAUUUGUUGGUCAAAGUGGUUAGAUCUAUCUUAAAAUCGUGAAUGAGUUUUGAAUAUAGAACCCUGUUUUAAGAAUGGGAAGUAGAAGGUAUGACAAUGUUUCAACACUAAAAAAUCGUUAAAGUUAUCAGAAGUGUAAAAAGUAAUGCAUUCUGGGUUUUGCUUCUACUGCUUAAAUUGAUUUUAAAAAGUGGCCCAGGAAGGAAUUUGAAUUUUGAGCAAAAACUGGGACAAGUUUAAGGUUUACACUCGUCAGCUGGUUCGGGCUCCUACGAAUGAAAAGGUUCUGCGAAAUGUUGGAUUGUGUAAAUAUAAAGGUGAAAAAUGCAUGCUAUGUACAUGCACAUACUUUUUCAUCUCGGGUGUCGGGGCAUUAUCUGUGCGGGAGUGCUUCUCUUGGUGGAGGUUUUGGGCCUAUAGACCUAAACUAACAAGUGGCACCCAACAUACUCUAAGCUUUUACCUUUUCUCCCCAUCUAUAUAUAUUCUGACUUACCAGAGACGUUAGAGCGAAUCGAUACGGAACAACAACAGUUACUUUUCGGCAGGAAACAGAGUAGCCCAACAUUGACGCUUUAAAAGAUGUGGGAGUUGAUCACACCAGAGUACCUAUCAGCUACCAUCAUUAUGUUAAGCUCUUGUCUCUGAGGAAAAAUAUGGCGAGACUGAGAUUCGAAAAGCUGUUUCAGCCGUCUCUUUUCUUGGGAAAGAGAGGGGGGCUGCUUUGUUCACAGGGAUUUUUGGAUCUCAAGGUUGGUCUAAGUUUUGUUGCCUGCAGUUGAUGUCGUGAUACCUACCAUCUUAAAUUACAUCUUUUAAGAAAUUAAUCAAUUUUCUUGGACAAAAUAGAUAAUACGGAUCUUAUAACUAUGUUCAGGAAAAGAAUCCAUAGAUGGUUGAGAGAUCAUCCAUGUCUAUAUGGCUCUAAACAUAAUCGAAACUUAUAUUUAGAAAUAAGUCUUGCUCCUCUGUAUGUUGCACAGGUCAAAUAUACCAGUUUAUCAUACGCACUUUUUCAUGUGUUCUAGAGGAUUAGAGAGAGAGAGAGAGAGGGAGAGAAAGAGAGAGAAAGAGAGAGAGAGAGAGAGAGAAAGAGAGAGAGAGAGAGAGAGAGAGAGAGAGAGAGAGAGAGAGAGAGGGUGUGUAGGAAAUUGAAAAAGAGACUGAGAAAGUAAGAUGGAGGAGUAAAAGAACGAGAGAGAGAGAGAGAGAGAGAGAGAGAGAGAGAGAGAGAGAGAGAGAGAGCACAAAAGGGAGGAAGUUGAUGCAGAUAUAAAUAUUCCCUUCAACAUUCUUUGUCACAAUGGUUUGUACAUUACCCUUAUUGUAGUCCCUCAUAAAUCUCUUUUUCCUUUAUGUACUCAUAUAAGCAAAUACUUGCGCUUGCUAAAUAACACUCUUAUGCUGAUGUGAUAUAAUGAUAAUAGUUCUCCUGAAAUGUAUUGCUUCUAAAGACAUGUCGUGUACAUUGAAAUGUAUUGUUAGGUACUUUCUUUAUGUAUCUGUGUAUGUUCUACGUAGUUCUGUUGCAGGUGCAUCGCGUAUUUCUGACCCAAUACAUCUGAUAAGACCCA